AUGUCGACAAGAACCAGGCUCGAGCAGUCUCAGGCUUCAAGUGCCCAGGUGGGACAGCUCCAGCAAGCCACCGAGAAGCGCCUUGCAGAAACGGAAGACUUGCUGCGCAAGGAGAAGGAGUCUGACAAGACCCGACAGCUGGAAUCGCGUCUGCAGGGCCUCGAGCGAACAGCGAAGGCUCUCGAGGAGCAGGCAGCCGCGGCAGCACAGAUGGGGCGUGCAGAGGGCGCGUCAGAAUUAGCGGAUCUCAAGUCGAAAUAUGCGGAGCUAAGCGCAGCCAAAGACAAGGAGCUGCAGGUGGCGCUCUUGGAACUGCAAGCCUUGGCGCAGGGCCAGGAGCUCCUACGUGCAGAGCUGCGGAAUAGCCUCCGGCCGCUUCCAUCGCCGCCAUGGCCCAGCCUCUCACCGCCACCCCGUCCUCUGCCCCGCAUUCCUACGAUACCCUGGCAUGGCCGAAUGUCGAAGUCCUUUCUUCCAGCAAAGCGCGGAAAGCUGCCGGCAACUUUGGGCGAUCCAAUGCUUCCGCAACCUCUCCCAACUCCUUCCAUUCCUUCCAUUCCCUCCCUUCCCACAGAGCCACAGGCGAGGCCUUUGGAUAGGGAAGAGUCGCUUGGAUUGGCUACAGAGCCCGUGGUUCCAAGACAGUUCGCAUAG
Messenger RNA from Symbiodinium natans, 654 nucleotides. NCBI's taxonomy places the organism in Eukaryota, Dinophyceae, Suessiales, Symbiodiniaceae. The record is from the annotation of a GenBank genome assembly.